AUAUGCAAUACCUGGAAAUCUGUAACACCCACAUGUCUCAGUGAGAAUAAAUAGUCCUAGAGACACAGCAACUGAGGAAUCCAGGGUGCGAGGACUGAGGAGGAACAGACCAGAGAGAAUCCAGACAUGACACCAAUGAUGAAUAAUUACUAUUUUCAAUAUCAGUUUCCUGUAAAGCCAAUCAUUUACCCAACCCCUCCAUACAUGAGCAUUGAGAGGGAUGGGAUUGAAGUGGUCCGGUUUCCUGUGAGGAGCCGCAAAUUGAUGGAUAUGAUCAAAAAAUUUGAUCCAAAUGAUAUCACUUACAUUGUAGAUGGCAGUUUCUUUGAAAGUUUACCAAAUGAUGCCACCUUCAUUCAAGAUACUUCACGUAAAUAUUUUGUCAUAAAUGGUGAAAGUGUGCGGGCAAAGUGGAUGCAGCAACCUAACAAAGCACCAAAAUUCAAGAUCACUUUCCACGAAACAAGAGAAAAGGGUGUUAUCACCAUACAAGUCAAAGACCAGGACCUGUAUCUAUCAUAUAAACCUAACCCAGACAAGCAGCUCAAAGUGUUGCCAUUAGGACAGAAGAGUCUUGAUUUCGAUAAGCCUGAGACCAAAGAGUUUUUCUUCUACCUCAGUAAUGUCAACAAAAUAGAGUAUUCAAUCGAGUCAGCGAAGCAACCGGGCUGUUUCAUUAGCACCUCUACUGAUGAGAACGUCCAUGUCACGGUGGAGCCUGCCUCCAACACUCUCCGCAAAGAGUUAAAAUUUGAUGCAAAUAAGGAACGUAGUAACAUUAAGUGCAGACCGAACAGAGUGAGAAAAUACAGAGAUGAUACCUUUUACUGGUACAAUGACAGGCCCUUCCAGGACAAAUUCCAGUCCAUUCUAGCCCGAGACAACUAUAUCAUGGACGCAACUUCCCUGGCGCUGGACAGAUCAUACAGAUGGCCCAGACAGGACAAUCUCUACCAGAGCUACCAACUGGGCUGGAGAUGCAUGUAAAAGCAGUAAAGUCUGAAUCCACAUAAUCCCAUGAGUGGAAUCCAGUCUUCAGCCGGCAGAGCCACAGGAAUGAUUCAUUUUUCUUGACGCCAUGUGGAUAAAUUUUCUUCUUUCUUGCUCAGGCAACCAACCAACCUCAGGGUUGGCAGUACAACAGGCAACUGAAUACCGCACAGCUGCUGCCCAUCACCCUAAAGGUCCCUUUACAUAUAUGACAGAGAAGCGUUCCUUCCUGACAAUCUGCUGCUCCCUGGUGGAAGAGCGAGCUGCAAUUAUAUGCACAGAUCUCCUCCAGAGUAUAGCAUAUAUUACGCUACUUUCACACUAGCGUUAAUAUUUUCUGGUAUUGAGAUCCGUCAUAGGGUCUCAAUACUGGAAAAAAUGCUUCCGUUUUGUCCCCAUUCAUUGUCAACGGGGACAAAACGUAACUGAACAGAACGGAGUGCUCCAAAAUGCAUUCCGUUCCGUUCUCAUACCGGAGAGCAAACCACAGCAUUUCUGACACAAUCCGAUACAAUAGAAAACGAGUCUGUCCCCAUUGACUUUCAACGGAGUUCAUGACGGAUCUGUCUUGGGUAUGUUAAAGAUAAUACAACCGGAUCCGUUCAUAACGGAUGCAGAUGGUUGUAUUAUCAGUAACAAAAGCGUUUUUGCAGCAAAAAUACUAGUGUGAAAGUAGCCUUAGAGGCGUAGGUAAUUGUGCAGAUCAUCGCUAACAAGCGUUUGAAUGAACUCUCGUUACCGAUGAUCUGGCAGUGUAAUACUUCUGCCGAUUACCCCAAACGCUCAUUCAUCGGGCAAAUGGAAUCCAUCAGCACGUUUAAAAAUCAUCGUUUGCCGGCGGCAGAUCGUGCUGUGUCAUCACAUUCUGCUGCUGGCAAACAAUAAUUCACUUGUUAGUGAUUAUCUUUUGGAUUCUCGGCCAGUGUAGAGGGACCUUUACUCUUUUCUCAUUUAUAUUUCCAGAAAUUUGGCCAAGUCUCGUAUGACUCAAGGUGUACAAUAAAACUGAUGCCACCGCUGCACUACAUCUCCCAACAUUUAACUUGCCAAACAGUAUACAUUUUGCAAUAUCUAGUUAUGGAUUUUCAUAUUUCUGAUUGUCACCACCACCAUGAAGGUGGUCAGAGGACUGACAGGAGAAGAUGCUGGUAUCUGGUAUAGCUUUUAUGUAAAGCCAUUAGUAGUCACUUACAUGCUGUGUAUCAGGUGCCAUGACUGUUAUGUAGAUAUAAUUAUAUUUAAUAAACUGCUGUUUUUUUUUUUUUAUCAUACUUUGUUUUAUUGACAUUAAACCUGUUGUCUUCUGUUACACUGUUAUGUGAUGAUGAUGAUUAUAUCAGCAAGGGUAAAUUCAGAUGUCACCUUGUCACAGAUUUCUUGUGGAUUUGCUAAACAUUUGGGGGUUCAUUUAUUAUCCAGAAAUAUGCCUAUAUUAGGUGUAGCUCUGGCACAGACUGCAGUGCAAGAGGAGGGAAACUUACAAUUGACCCCCUUAAAUACUCUUUCUCAUAAUUGGUUUCACCUGUGUAUGUAGGUCAGGGGUCACUGAGCUUACCAAGCCAAUUUGAGUUCCAA
Molecule: messenger RNA, 2565 nt
Organism: Bufo gargarizans (Asiatic toad)
Lineage: Eukaryota; Metazoa; Chordata; Amphibia; Anura; Bufonidae
Exons: 7
Coding region: 127-987 (286 amino acids)
Biological process (GO): inflammatory response; cellular response to lipopolysaccharide; positive regulation of gene expression
Molecular function (GO): cytokine activity
Source: RefSeq, a predicted model, not a curated record